GAUUCAGAAAGUAAGGAAAAGUCCCACAUUCUAACCGACACGUAACAUUACCCAGUUGCGUUUGUAAUAUUUCUUUAAACACUGCCCUCCUCCCUGUAACUUCGCACCCUGAACGUUUAAUUUUAAGCAAGUGCUGUUUGAUUAAAUGAUUGCAAUUUUGAGCAUGUUGCAAGUUGCAGAAUAAAUGAAGCACUCAAAUCAAGAGAAGGUCAAACUUAUUAGAAUACACCAGGAACAUACGGAGAAGAACAUCUGCUUAUGCUGCAUUGCAAUUGGAAGUGUCAUGCAAGAUUUGAUCAUCUCCUUCAGUUGGCCAUUUUCGCAUCAAACUGUCUUUGGAGAAAGUCAUCAAGAGAUGCCCACCAUAUGGGCUGAAGUAAUGGCAGUUUUGCCACCCAAAUUAGAGGACAUCAACUUGAAGUUCAACAAAACAGUGAGCGAGAGUCUUAUUUUCUUACUAAAGCAGGCAGCAAUGUUACUGUAUGAAGGCCAGGACAUUGCCGAAUGCCUGCAGAUGAGUCAGACUAUUAUAGACUACUCCUGGGAGAAGCUCAACGUUGGAACUUGGAAGGACGUGGACAAGGAGUGGAGGAGAGUCUUUUCAUACGGCUGUCUCUUUAAGGCUGUGUGCCUGUGCAAGGAUGGAUCAGCAUUUAGAGAAGCAAUAGAAACUUGUGACAAAGGGUUGUUGAUGGGAAUGGCCAUAAUGGACAACAUCCUCAUCAGACUGGUUAAAGUCCUUCAGAAUCACAAUAAACCUAAGAAGAGAUCUCUAGAAGAUGUUGGAUCACAUCAGAAUUCCUGCCACAAGAGACUGCAGGUUGCUCUCCCUUUGAUAAAGGAGAUCCAAACUGGAAUGGAAGUUCCAAGGGUCCAUUGCCCUUCACUGGAACGUUUCCGAGCUCAGCACCUCAUUCCGCACAAGCCUGUCAUACUGCAGGGCAUUGUUGAUCAUUGGCCUGCUGUGAAGGACUCCAAAUGGAGUGUGGAAUACAUCCGAGAGAUUGCAGGCUGCCGCACUGUCCCCGUGGAACUGGGCUCUCGCUACACAGAUGAGGCAUGGUCCCAGACUCUGAUGACUGUGGGCGAGUUCAUUGACAAGUACAUACUGCAUCAGGAGGAGGGGAACCCCAUUGGAUAUGUAGCUCAGCAUCAGCUGUUUGAGCAGAUCCCAGAGUUGAGGCAGGAUAUCCACAUACCAGAUUACUGCUGUCUUGGUGACAAGGAUGAAGAUGAGAUCACCAUUAACGCCUGGUUUGGACCAACGGGAACGGUUUCUCCUCUGCACCAGGAUCCACAGCACAAUUUUCUGACACAGGUGGUGGGACAGAAAUACAUCCGCCUGUAUUCGCCAGAAGAAACCCCAAAGCUGUAUCCCCACCCAACACAUCUUCUACACAACACCAGCCAGGUGGAUGUGGAAAAUCCAGACUUGGCGAAUUAUCCAGAGUUUGAAUUGGGUAAUUUCCAGGAAUGCAUCCUGAACCCAGGAGAGGUCCUUUUCAUCCCAGUGAAAUACUGGCAUUAUGUAAGGUCUUUGAAUAUCAGCUUCUCCGUCAGUUUCUGGUGGUCCUGAUUGUUGCUCGUAGAAUGUAAAACAUCGAGCUGUGUGAGAAUGCGUGUGAAUUCUAAAGCCAGAGGUGGAUACAUCAGCAAUUGACCUGACAUGGGAAGAGAUGCAGAGACUGAGGAAGAGAUUAAAAAGAACAAAGCUGGGUGGGAUCUGCAGAAAGUUGCACGGCCAGUGAGUAAAAGGUGGCUACAUGCAGGGUUUUGACCAUUACUGUGCCAGAAAUCACAAUUUCUCUGUGCAGCAGCUAAAGCUUCCACAUUAUACUGCAGUUCAUUAUCGGGAGCAACUCAAUUGCAAUGCAGCUGACCCCACGGGUGGAGAUUUCUACACGACUAACUAUGUUCAGUCCCACCUCCAGGCAGCUGAUAGUUCAGAUUGAAUAUGGAAGGUUAUGAAGACUGGCAAACCCAAAGACUUUGAGACACUUUUCAUUAGGUCACUCAAAAAUAAAAGCGAAGCGUUUUCAUUUGAAGCAUUCAAAAAUAUUGAUUUUAUUGUGCAAGUAAAGCAGUGGAUUUUUCUCAGUUAACGUGUCAGGCUCGUUCACGAUGCAGCAAAACCUUUAUCAUUGACGGGUGAAGGAAAAUGAUAUUCCUUCCUACUGAGCAAGGAGUAGUUGUCUGAACCCAAAAGACUUCCUGAGUGAAUGACAUGUUGGCCUUUAUAACAAGAGUCGAGUAUAGGAGCAAAGAGGUCCUUCUGCAGUUGUACAGAGCCAUAGUGAGACCACACCUGGAGUAUUGUGUGCAGUUUUGGUCCCCUAAUUUGAGGAAGGACAUUCUUGCUAUUGAGGGAGUGCAGUUUAGGUUUACAAGGUUAAUUCCCGGGAUGGCAGGACUGUCAUAUGUUGAGAGAGUGGAGUGGUUGGGCUUGUACAUUCUGGAGUUUAGUAGGUCGAGAGGGGAUCUUAUUGAAACAUAUACGAUUGUUACGAGUUUGAACACGGUAGAGGCAGGAAACAUGUUCCCAAUGUUGGGGGAGUCCAGAACCAGGGGCCAGUUUAAGAAUAAGGAGUAAGCCAUUUGGAACGGAGAUGAGGAAACACUUUCUCACACAGAGUUGCGAGUCUGUGGAAUUCUCUGCCUCUGAGGGCGGUGGAGACCGGUUCUCUGGAUACUUUCAAGAGAGCUAGAUAGGGCUCUUAAAGAUAGCGGAGUCAGGGGAUAUGGGGAGAAGGCAGGAACAGGGUACUGAUUGGGGAUGAUCAGCCAUGAUCACAUUGAAUGGCAGAAUGGCCUACUCCUGCACCUAUUGUCUAUUUGGGGCAGGAUCCCACUUAGUUUAAUUUAGAGAUACAGUGUGGAAACAGGCCCUUCGGCCCACUGAGUCCGCACCGACCAGCAAUCCCCGCACAUUAACAUUAUCCUACAUACACUGGGGACAAUUUACAUGUACAUCUCUAAACAUUUCCUAUCCAUAUAUCUGUUCAAAUGUCUUUUACAAGGGGUAACAUAACCAGGAAUUAUCUUAUAUUUUACAUAAUAGUUAAUAUCUGGAAUAUAGUGUAAUAGAAACAUAGAAAAUAGGUGCAGGAGUAGGCCAUUCGGCCCUUUGAGCCUGCACCGCCAUUCAAUAUGAUCAUGGCUGAUCAUCCAACUCAGUAUCCUGUAUCUGCCUUCUCUCCAUACAAGGGCCACAUCUAACUCCCUCUUAAAUAUAGCCAAUGAACUGGCCUCAACUACCUUUUGUGGCAGAGAAUUCCAGAGAUUCAACACUCUCUGUGUGAAAAAUGUUAUUCUCAUCUCGGACCUAAAAGAUUUCCCCCUUAUCCUUAAACUGUGACCCCUUGUUCUGGACUUCCCCAACAUCGGGAACAAUCUUCCUGCAUCUAGCCUGUCCAACCCCUUAAGAAUUGUGUACGUUUCUAUAAGAUCCCCCCUCAAUCUUCUAAAUUCUAGCGAGUACAAGCCAAGUCUAUCCAGUCUUCAUAUGAAAGUCCUGACAUCCCAGGAAUCAGUCUGGUGAACCUUCUCUGUACUCCCUCUAUGGCACAAUAGGAUACAAUUACUACAUUGGAGGUGUUUUGAUGACACUUAAACAAUCAAGACACAGAAUGGUAUGGUUAUUAUAUAAGCAAAUGGAACCAGAGUAGAUGGCCAAAAUGGUUGGCUUGAAUGGGGUGGGCCGAAGGACCUGUUUCUAUGCUAUAUGACU
Molecule: messenger RNA, 3727 nt
Organism: Leucoraja erinaceus (little skate)
Lineage: Eukaryota; Metazoa; Chordata; Chondrichthyes; Rajiformes; Rajidae
Gene: kdm8
Product: lysine (K)-specific demethylase 8
Exons: 8
Coding region: 185-1576 (463 amino acids)
Cellular component (GO): nucleus
Molecular function (GO): histone H3K36 demethylase activity
Source: RefSeq, a predicted model, not a curated record